AAGGGGGAGGGUCUCAGGAUAGGCCAGAAGUGUUCUGGGAGAGCUGCUGAUGUAUUAAAAGAAAUGAGCAAACCAGUCUGGAGGGACUCUAGUGAAUGGCCACUUCAGAGACAAGGCACAGCAGAGCACUCAGCAGGGAAGCUGCUCUCUGAAAGGUGACUCUUGCUGCAGGAUGUGGAAGCUCCUCACCGUGCUGCUGGCUGCCUGCUCUUCGUGGGGCUGCUGCACCUCAAUAUUUUACAGUGGUAAAGAGGCAAACCAAGUGCUGAGAAUCCAGAAGCGGGCAAACACUUUCCUGGAGGAGCUCAAGCCAGGCUCUGUGGAGCGUGAGUGUGUUGAAGAGGUCUGUGACUUUGAGGAGGCCAGUGAGAUAUUUGAAACCAAGGAAGCAACACUAGAUUUUUGGAGCAAGUAUGUAGAUGGAGAUCAAUGUGCACAACAUCCUUGUUCCAAUGGGAACUGCAAGGACAAUAUUGGAAAAUUUUCCUGCGUCUGUAACAAAGGCUGGGAGGGGGCUUUGUGCAAUUACGAGGUGAAAUACAGCAACUGUUCCGUGGACAACGGGGGCUGUGAGCAUUUCUGCAGGGAGGACCCUGCCCAGGAGCACCGCUCGUGCAGCUGCGCCUCGGGGUAUCAGCUGAAGGAUGACCACACCUCGUGUGAGCCUGUAGUGGAGUUCCCCUGUGGAAGAGUGAAGUUGGACUACCUUGAAAACAACGUAGACUUCAAGAUUCGGCUCAUUGAUGGAACAGUUGGAAGAAGGGGAGCGAGCCCUUGGCAGAUUAUGCUGCAAAAUACCAAAGGGAAGUUUCUGUGUGGGGGUGUUCUCAUCCAUCCAGCUUGGGUCCUAACAGCAGCACACUGCCUUGAGGAACACAAGGGGUUCAGAGUUAAACUUGGUAAAUUCCGUUUCCGUCCAGAGGCAGACGAGCAAACCAUUUGGAUUGACAAAUGGGUGACCCAUGAGAAUUACUCCAAGCAGACCUCAGAUAAUGACAUAGCCAUGCUGCACUUGUCCGAGCACGUGAUGUACUACAAGUACGCGCUGCCGAUCUGCCUGCCCACGCGCGGCCUGGCGGAGCAGCAGCUGAUGAGGAGCGGCAGGCAGGCGGUGGUGACGGGCUGGGGCAGCACCAGCGAGCGCAACAGCAGCUUCGCCGCCUCGCUGCGCUACAUCGAGAUCCCCCUCGUGCCCCGCAACGAGUGCGCCCAGGCCAUGAGCUUCCCUGUGUCUGACAACAUGCUGUGUGCCGGCAGCCUGGGGGACAGGAAGGAUUCCUGCAGCGGGGACAGCGGGGGGCCCAUGUUCACCAGAUACAAGGAUACGUGGUUUUUGGUAGGACUGGUGAGCUGGGGGGAAGGCUGCGGGAGAAGGGAGAAAUUCGGAGUCUACACCAAAGUUAGUCAGUACCUUGAGUGGAUCCAGCACCACAUAGAUACGUCAGCUCCUUUGAAGGGUUGAUUCUGACCCAGGGUCUGGGAUGUGGCUCUGUGCUAGUGGCAGUAUGCAGUGUGAUGUACUGUCAGAUCUUCAGUAUUAAAUAUUGAGUAUGUGUUAA
Messenger RNA from Prinia subflava (tawny-flanked prinia), 1559 nucleotides. It is a transcript of the gene PROC, whose product is annotated as protein C, inactivator of coagulation factors Va and VIIIa. Gene Ontology annotation, cellular component: extracellular region. Lineage: Eukaryota; Metazoa; Chordata; Aves; Passeriformes; Cisticolidae. The record is from RefSeq and is a predicted model, not a curated record. Gene Ontology annotation, biological process: blood coagulation; proteolysis; negative regulation of blood coagulation. The transcript has 9 exons. The coding region runs from base 173 to 1462 and encodes 429 amino acids. Gene Ontology annotation, molecular function: serine-type endopeptidase activity; calcium ion binding.